Molecule: messenger RNA, 2916 nt
Organism: Adineta ricciae
Lineage: Eukaryota; Metazoa; Rotifera; Eurotatoria; Adinetida; Adinetidae
Source: the annotation of a GenBank genome assembly
AUGAGCUGUGAAAGUAGUGGAUCAAUAUGGGAUAUAAAACGAGCGAUAUCAAUGUGUAAAUGGAGCGCACCUAGCCCAGCGCCAUUGCCGCGCGGUAGACAAGCCAUCAAAGGUCAAACGACAAUUGAAUUGAUAAAAAAGGAAGGUUGUCCACUUGGUUUAACCAUAUCAGGUGGUAUUGACAAAGAUGGCAAACCGCGAGUAGCACAAUUAAAACCGGGCUCAUUGGCUCAAAAAGCUGAUGUUUUGGAAACGGGAGAUAUCAUCAUUGGAAUCAAUGGUGUAAAAACAGCUGGUUUGAAACACGAGCAAAUCAUCGAUUUAAUCAAACAAGUCGAAGAUCAACUAACAUUAGACAUCGAAUAUGAUUUACCAAAAUGGCCUUUGCACGCUGUGAAUACAGUUCAAACGAAAACAAUACAGAUUCAAUUGGAAAAAGAAGGGCAAAGCUAUGGAUUCAUUCUUCGUGGUGGACAUUCAGAUGAUAAAGGUCGAAUGCGACCACUUAUUAUAACAAAGAUACGACCUCAAGGGCCUGCUGAUAAAGAAGGAACAUUGAAAAUUGGCGAUCGAGUGCUAGCUAUUAAUGGAAUUAACGUUAGCGGAGCGACAUUAGAAGAUGCUCAUAAUAUCAUGAGGCAAUGUCGCGGUACAACGCUAUUUCUCGUUGAAUAUGACGUAGCUAUUGUCGAGAGUGUUAAACACGCCACUGGCCCAUUACUGAUUGAAAUUGAAAAGUCUCUUGGAUCUACCAUUGGUAUUAAUCUCACUCAAAAAUGGAUUCGCAGUAAUCGAUCAAUCAUCGUCAUUGAUAACGUUAAACCUGCGAGUAUCGCUGAUCGUUGUGGAGCAUUGCAUAGUGGCGAUCAAAUUAAUGCUAUAGACAAGAAAUCUUUUGAUGGAAUCUCAUUAAUCGAAGCCAAUGCCAUCCUUCGAGCAUGUACAGGCGACUUUUGUCAUAUUGAAGUAACACCUUCGAGCGCAUUGGCUUCAUUACAUAUGAUCGUUGAACAGCCCCAGAGUCGAGCUCCGAUCAACGAUAACAAUCAUUCGUCUUUGUACCGACCAUCAGUGCAGAUAAAUAGUUCGAUGACACGCAGUAAUUAUCAUACUCAAAGUCGUAAAUCACUUAAUAAAGCACGGCAAAACUCAAUGAGUUCGCUUAAUUCAUGUUAUCAAACUUUACUAAGCAAUCAAAUGUGCCAUACAGAAACUAUGGAAUGUACGCUUCAAGUCGAUUCGCUAUCAUCAAAUCGAAGUUCACCUGAUGACGAAGCACUCGGAAAUUUUGGGUUCACACUUCAAAAUGGUUCAUAUGCAUCUGAUUUACUGUUACAGCCGCCAAUCAUUGGAUAUUUGGCUCCCGGAGGUGUUGCGGAAAGAUCUGGUAUUCUUCAGUUAGGUGAUCGUGUUCUUGCAAUUAAUGGUCAAGCGCUAGAAGGUGUAUCGUUAGAAGAUGCUCGACUAUUGAUUAAAUCAUCUACUCAGCAACUACAUCUUGAUAUCGAAUUCGACGUUGCAGAUUCUGUAAUGUUGUCCUCCGGCGUAUGUCAAGUGAAAAUCUUACGUAAAAAUUUGGACUUAGGUUUAUCAGUUACUUAUUCUCGUACCGAAGACGUGCCCAUCAUCAGUGACGUCAAACGAGGCAGUAUCGCUUAUCGAUGUGGAAUGAUCCAAGCAGGUGACCAUCUGUUAUCUAUUGACACGCAUUCAUUACGAGGCAAAAAUCUCAGUGAUAUUCAUGCAUUAUUAAAAACUUGCGAUGAUAUCGUCCGAUUACGCAUCAAGAAAGAUGACGUCUAUUCGGAAGAUAAUCUUUGUGAAAAUGUUGUCGUCUACAAAGUUCAACUACUUCGACAGGGUGGUCCACUUGGCUUGACAAUAUCGGGCAGUGAAGAUGUAUUUCAACCGAUUAUUGUGUCGGAUUUAUGCGAAGGUGGAUUAGCUGACAGAACAAAUGCAAUUCAUAUUGGUGAUCGAAUUUUAGCAAUAAAUGAUGUCAGUCUACGUGGUAAAGGACUUAAUCAAGCAAUUAAAUUACUUCAGACAAGCGGCGAUGAAAUAACAUUGAAAAUAUCUCGAUUGCUUCAUCCGCAACAAAAAGAUUACACACCAUCAGUAGACUCGGCCAUCGAUUCUUGGAGUAGCUCAUACACAGAUAAUCGCCUAAGUGAAAACGGUGAGAUAGCAACAAAGGAUAUAAUUAUCAAUGAACAUCAACAUUAUCAAAUACCGAAUCCUAAUGCGAAUCCUAGCGAUUUCGUUCUUAAACAUCGAACACAUUCAAUGUCAUCAGUCAAUCAUUCGCGUCCACUUCAUAUGAGUUCGUCGACAACUGGAUCGUAUCGUACACCACCACCGACAGUUAGUCGUUUACGUCAUUCAGAUAACGAUCGUUCACUGACAUGUGGUCUCGCCGAGAAAGCUAUGCGAACAAAUAUUUACGACACUAAAUAUGAUAACUAUGCACGAUAUCGAACAGCGAUUGACACAGUUACAUUAAUACUUAAACGUGAUAAGCGUGUACUUGACUUUGGCUUCUCAAUAUCUGAUCGUCUUUAUGGCACAGGUGUCUAUGUAAAUAAGAUUCGACCCAAUGGUCCAGCUGAAUUAGAAGGAACAUUAAUCCCGUGCAUGAGAAUUUAUAAAGUCAAUAAUAUCGAUGUCACGCGUAUGGAAUGUAAUCAAGUUGUCCCAUUAUUGUCAUCCUCACCGGAUGAUUUAACACUGAUUGUUGGCCGACGCCCAGCACCAAUGUUUGACGAAACAGAUGAAUUCUACGAAAUGGAUGAAAAUGAAGAUGAACAUCGAUCAUCAUUAACAGCUGAUGGAUCUCUCAAUGACAAUGGUAAUCCAGUCCUAGAUACUACUAAUUCAUUUUCGCUUCAUUCACAAUCGAAAACGAGCAUUAUAUGA